ACGGCGUCGAUGCGGAUGCUCCCUUCUUCCAUUUUUAAGCAUCAACUUUUCUUUCUCUGUCAAUACCUCUCGCCUAAUUUAUAAUCUCGCUCUCAAUAAUUCACAUUUGCAUUACGGAUCGCCUUCUAUUAUUGUUGACGGGUGCCAAAACAAACCGCGUAUACUGAUAUUUAAAGCCACCCUGUUUCUUGAACAUCUUGGUUAAACAUUUAAAAACAUCCGGAUAACUUCAAAAUCUCAAACUUUAGUUAGCAACCAUGAAAGCCGUUGUCGUUCAAAACAAAACACCAACUCUGGCCACCGACCGAGCUGUCCCUAAGCUACGCGAUGACUACAUCCUAGUCAAACCCGUAGCUGUUGCCCUUAACCCAACCGACUGGAAACACGCAGCCUUCGGUCUUGCCGCCGAUGGUGGUCUUCUCGGUUGCGAUUUCGCAGGAGUCGUUGAAGAAGUAGGAUCAAAAGUCACCAAGCAAUGGAAGAAGGGUGACCGACUUGCCGGUGUUGCGCAUGGUGGAAAUCUCGUCCAACCUGAAGAUGGUGCAUUUGCCGAACAUAUUCUCGCAAAGGGUGAUAUUCAGAUCAAGAUUCCAGACUCGCUGUCCUUUGAGGAUGCAGCAAGUCUCACCUUGGGUAUUAAUACCGUUAUGCAAGGUUUGUUCCAGAAGGCAUUGAAGUUGAAUUGGCCGAGUGAUCCGGUCAAGGAUCAAACCCCUGUUCUUAUAUAUGGCGGAUCAACUGCCACUGGUGCUCUCGGGAUUCAGUUUGCCAAAUUAGCUGGAUAUGCCGUGAUCACAACCUGUUCACCGCGGAACUUCGACUACGUCAAGAGCCUCGGCGCUGAUAAGACUUUCGACUAUAACGAGCCUAACGUCGGUGCCAAAAUCCGAGAAUAUACACAGGACAACCUCAAAUACGCAUGGGACACCAUUUCCGAUGAAAACUCUGCCAAAAUCUGCGCGGAUGCCCUCACCUCAGAAUCUGGCGCGAAAUACGGUAACAUCUUGACCGCGAAGAGUCCACGAGAGGACGUUGAAACAGUUAAUACGCUGAUGUACACCGUGUUUGGAGAGGAAUUCAAAUUUGGAGCUCAACCAUUCCCUGCUAUUCCUGAGGACUUUGAGUAUACCAAGAAGUUCAUUGCGUUGGUUGAGAAGUUGUUGGCCGAGGGUAAGCUGAAGGCGCAUCGUGUCAAGGUUGGUGCUGAUGGAUUGAAGGGUGUCUUGGCAGGGUUGGAGGAUUUGAAGAAUGGUAAGGUUAGUGGAGAGAAGUUGGUAUAUCGCGUUGAGGAGACUCCAUGAGAUCAAUGGACAUAAAUCAUGUAUUGUUAGCAAAUUAGCAAAUUGGCAAUUGCUUUUAUCCUCAGAAU
Molecule: messenger RNA, 1369 nt
Organism: Talaromyces stipitatus ATCC 10500
Lineage: Eukaryota; Fungi; Ascomycota; Eurotiomycetes; Eurotiales; Trichocomaceae
Product: zinc-binding oxidoreductase ToxD, putative
Exons: 2
Coding region: 258-1301 (347 amino acids)
Molecular function (GO): oxidoreductase activity, acting on NAD(P)H
Source: RefSeq, a predicted model, not a curated record